Exserohilum turcica Et28A is the source of this 517-nucleotide messenger RNA. RefSeq lists its product as uncharacterized. Gene Ontology annotation, biological process: melanin metabolic process. Lineage: Eukaryota; Fungi; Ascomycota; Dothideomycetes; Pleosporales; Pleosporaceae. The transcript is spliced from 3 exons. Gene Ontology annotation, molecular function: scytalone dehydratase activity. The coding region runs from base 6 to 494 and encodes 162 amino acids. The record is from RefSeq and is a predicted model, not a curated record.
ACAAGAUGUCGAGCAAGGAAGUGCGACCAGCUCCCGCAGAUGUUCUCGAAUGUCAAGCUGCGGCAUUUGAGUGGGCGGAAAGUUACGACAGCAAAGAUUGGGAUCGUCUGUCAAAAUGCCUCGCGCCCGAACUCUACAUUGACUACCGCACUGUCAUGGGCAUGAUUUGGGAAAAGAUGCCAGUUGCAGAAUUUAUUGGCAUGGCAUCCAGCCCCAAGUUCCUUGGUAACGCGCGUAUCAAAACACAACAUUUCAUGGGCCAAACAAAGUGGGUUCAGAAGGAGCCGGGCUACAUCCUAGGAUAUCAUCAGAUGCGCGUGGCACAUCAAAAAUACAAAGACGAAACCUUGACUGAGGUACUGUACAAGGGACAUGCACACGGCAAAGCAACAUUACAUUAUCGCCUUGUGGAUGGCGAGUGGAAAUUUGCUGGCCUUGAGCCUGGUAUUCGCUGGGCAGAGGGCGAUUAUGGCCAGAUCUUUGAAGAUAAUUAGUGUAAUGAGAUGAUAGAAAUGUA